Molecule: messenger RNA, 8408 nt
Organism: Mizuhopecten yessoensis (Yesso scallop)
Lineage: Eukaryota; Metazoa; Mollusca; Bivalvia; Pectinida; Pectinidae
Product: nuclear pore membrane glycoprotein 210-like
Exons: 46
Coding region: 9-5786 (1925 amino acids)
Cellular component (GO): nuclear pore
Source: RefSeq, a predicted model, not a curated record
UGCCGAAAAUGGCGGCAAUAUAUAACAAAUUUGUUAUUGUAAUUUUGACAUUAUUUGUCGCUAUUGUUAUUAUUUCUUCCACACAAGGUGCUCGCCUAAGUGAUCCCAAGAUAUUGCUGCCGUACCAUAGUACUGUAGUUACGAAUUUCACGCUACAAAUCAAUAUAACCAAGGAGGAAUUGCACGUGCACGACAGUUGUUACACAUGGCGAUCAACACAGCAGGAGGUGGCAACGGUUCAACUGGUAAACAGUACAGACGGAGAGUGUGCCUUCUCAGCAGUUAUAUCGGCUGUCUCAAAAUCUUCCCACAGAAAAACUUCCAUUGUUUUGGCAGAGAACAAAGUCACUCGUGAAGUAUUGAGGUGUAUUGUGAUUGUGGAAUCUCUACAUCGGUUUGAGAUCCAGACUACUACUCGCUUGCUCUACCUCGAAGACUCACCAGAGGAGCUUACCAUCCGAGGCUUUGAUGAAGAAGGAAAUGUCUUCUCCAGUCUGGCAGGCCUGCGAUUUGAGUGGAGCCUUGAGUCUGACACCUCAGCUGACCAGGAUACAGUCAUUGAUGCCAGCAAUAUUCUCCGAAUCAUUAAGUUUUCAGAGUCACAUUACACCCGACCAGCCUACAUCGACAGAUUGGAGGGACGGGGCCUGCAAGGAGACAUGAUCUUGGUGGAGGGUAUACGUACAGGCAGUGCCAAUGUCAAGUCCGUCAUACGUGAUCGAGCCUACAAGAAUGUUGUGCCUUCUGUGGUGAAGAUUAUGGUCAUUGCAAACCUUAUGGUCAGUCCAGCUGAAGCCUAUGUCCUCAAAUACUCCACUGUGAGAUACACCGUCGAGCUUAUCAAACAGAAUUCAAUCAUCGAGAUUGCAAUGCCAUCAGAACAGUUUUAUCUGGAAGUCCAGAACCACAUGAUCUGCGAGUUCAAUGCCCAGACAUCAUUCGGUACAGCCGCAGAGCUAGGCUCCACAGAGAUUGUGCUAAUGGACAAAAACAUCAAGAGCCAGGACGUUUUGAUGCGGCCAUCUGCCAUGAUGUAUGUUGUUACUCCAAGUCGUCUGGCUUUUGUUAUUCUGCCUCACAACAAGUGGGUUUUAGAAACUGGACGGGAAUACGAGAUUCUCAUAGAGGUCUAUGAUAAAAACAGCCACAAGGUCUACCCCUCAGAUAAUGUUAUCAUCAAAGCUACGUUCCCAACAGAAUAUUUCCAAGUUCUGUCCUCCACUAAGAAUGGUACCUACCACUUGGUCAAGACCUUGGACAACGGAAAAACCAUGCUAGAUGGCGCCCUGACCAGUGUCAUCAGAACAGUUAAACGACGUAUGACAGAGGGCUCGCACUACUAUGUCUACUAUGUCGAGGAUGGGUCAGAGUAUCCUAUCACUCCACCCGUCAAACAGAUGCAGGUAGUCGAGAUAUAUGACCCCAUACUGGUGAAACCUGCUGAGCUCUUCUUCCCUUGGGACCCACAAGUGCCAAUUAGUCACCAGUACCAACUAGAGGCAACAGGAGGAAGUGGGGAGUACAUAUGGAAGUCAUCACAGCCACAGAUUAGCACUGUUAACAUGCAUGGAGAGAUAACUACUGGCCAGACAGGAGGUACCAAUGUUACGGCUGCUGACACCAGGAACCAGGCCCACUGGGGUUUGUCCUCAGUCUGGGUAUUGCCACCGUCUGACAUGCAGUUCCGCCCCAAGAGAGUUGAGGCUGCUGUGGGGACAGAUCUGGAGAUCCCCCUUGCAGUGUUUGCACUGUUUGAAGGCACUCCUCGGGAAUUCAACGACUGCAGAAUGAUGAGACUAAAUGUAACAUUUACAGACCAAACUGUGUUCCAGUAUCUAGAAGGUAAUAAUUCCUUGCCAGAGAAUGGAUGUCGUUUUGUGAAGGUCAAUGCUGUAAUUCAAGGUCACACAGAGGUGAAGGCCUCCUAUAUAGUGGGCAACAUACAGCUGGAAUCCACAGUCACAAUUGCUGCCUAUGAUCCACUUCAGGCUGUGGAUCCUGAGAAGGAGGCAGUAGUGGCGGUGGGUUCUCUGAAGGAGGUGGUAUUCAGGGGCGGUCCCCAGCCCUGGGUCAUAGACUCCUCAAAGUACUUCCAGAACUUGAGUCCUGAAAAUCCUAGCAUUGUCAACCAGUAUCAGUUAGGGACAUUUGGUAACAGUAGAGGAUUCCACAACUUCUUAGUAACAUGUAAAGAUAUUGGAAGACAGAGAUUGAUGCUCAGGGUUGGAAAUGGAAAAACUGCCAAGAAUAAAUACCCGGCAACAGAAGAAGUCUCUAUCAUAUACAACUGUGCAGCCCCUGUAGAACUACACCUGACACCUCUGGUGAAGAUGCCAGACAAAGACCUUCCACCAUGUCCAGUCAUACGGGACCCAACACAAUCAGUUCCUGUUCACUGUAGUAGAGAUUUAGACAUAUUGGUGACAGUGACUGACUCGGCAGGCAACAAGUUUGACAAUAUCUCCUCCCUGGAGUUUGAGUGGACACACACUGACCAUUCUUUAGGCUCAUUAGCCUUGGAAAGUGGUCUGAUGAGUGAAGUGGCCACGUCCAGCGAGGGAGUCACCACUGUUAAAAACUUUCAGACCCUGAAUCCUGCUGGUCGGCCUGGAUAUGUCACCAUAACGGCUACUGUGAAUCGCUACUCUGACAAGCAUCUGAAGGAGGCUGGAUCAAGAAUAAAUGCCCCCAUUUCGCCACCCAUCAGUAAAUCUCUACAGCUGAAGCUGGUGGAGGAAGCGAUCGUGUCCCCAGACAUGAUAUCUGUGUUCAACCACCCUUCUAACAAGGUGACGGUACACAUACGGAAAGGUUCAGGGUACUUCUUUAUCCAUCCAGCCAAAUCUGACAUUGUGAAGAUUGACUACAGCGAUCAGAAACAUGAGAUGCUGGUGAAGCCAGUAUCGGACGGUUCUCUGUCUGUGACAGUGUUUGACCUUUGUAUUGACGUGCCUGACCCUCCAGUUGCCACAGUGUUUGUGUCGGGUGUAGGAAGUGUCCAGCUGUCUGCCAUGGACAAGGUAGAGGUUGGCAAGGACUUUCAAGCCAAAGUGAAGGUGUUGGACAUGCAUGGUAAACCACUACAGGCUAGCUUUUUCCCUUUGAUGGGUCUCCGACUGGUGCCAGCAUCUACCAUCAUCACAGUCAAGCCUGAUCUUGAAGCAACAGAGGAUAAGUUCACCUCAUUCUACACUGUCCAUGGGGCGGUGGUGGGUCACACGUCCCUGGAGGCUCGGGCCACACCCAGGCCUGAUGUUACAGUGACCAGUGUAGCCAAGGCUGUAGAGGUGUUUCCCCCUCUCCAGCUGAUUCCACGGAACAUAACACUGAUUAUUGGAGCACUCUUCCAGGUUUUGAGUAAGGGUGGCCCAACCCCACAGUGUACAGUGCUGUUCUCAAUUGCCAGUGAUGACAUUGCUCUUGUGUCCAGCAGUGGACUACUUGAUGCACAAGAACUGGGCUCAACAAGGGUCAUAGGUCAAGCUGUAGGUCAGGACCCAGAGACAGGGGAGACAAUCAUAUAUUCACAGGAUGAAGCACAGGUACACGUCGUGCCUCUGACUGACAUCAGAAUCCACGCUCCACUGACACGCCUUCAAACUGGGACACGGAUGCCAAUGUAUGCGGUCGGAGCCACUGAACACGAGACUCCCUUCACUUUUGGCAGUGCCAUUCCACCUCUCACAUUCUCCUGGUCCGUCUCCAACAAAGAUGUGGUCUUUCUGGAGAACGUCUUUCAUUCGAGUGGUGUCUUUCCUCAAGAACAGAGUGACUUUGCCAACCAACUGGUUGCUAGGGAACCUGGCAGGGUGACAGUCAAGCUAGAGGUCACCCCAACAAGAUUCAGAAAAGUCCAAGUCAGUGGUCAUGUACAAAUGACGGAUGAGCUACAGAUCGAGGUGUUCCAGAAACUUGCUGUGAUCAGUCCGUCAGUAUGUGAUGGUAAACUUCUGAUGACCCCAAACACUGAGGCUGUAGUAAAAACAAACAGAGACGGUGCAGCCAAGGUGACCUACACAGUGCUGCCAUCCAGUGGUGACCUGAAGGUGGUUGCUGUGGGAGACGGAGGGUUGCUCAGUUCUGGGCCUAAAGCUGGGGAGGCUGCCCUUCAUAUCACAUCUCAGGAGGAGUUUGGUACCAACCAGACACUUGUCGUCCUCAUCAAGGUGAAACCUGUGUCCUACAUGAUGAUCAAUUCUGACACUGUAUUGAGGACGUCCGGAGGACUGCUAAAAAAGAUUCCUGUUGGAAGUACACUCCACUUAUCUGUCAGUUACCAUGAUAACAUUGGAGAACAGUUUUAUGCUACAAAUGUGAAAAUGCACUACAGAUUCAGCAGGUACGACCUGGUACAAGCUGGCUAUGGCGUGGAAAACAACACCCUUGUUGUCAAAGUGUCGGAUGUAGGCCAAACCAUACUCAAGGUUUGGGACAAACAGAAUCCCUGGUUAGCUGACUACAUCAACAUUCAUGGGGACUAUGCCAUUAUGCCCAUCAAAGUUGUCAUGUCUUUGGGAGAAAUUGUCUGCUUCCAGUCAUCACUGGUGUCGGAGAAAGGAUACCGAGGAGCUUGGUAUUCGAGCAAUGGUAACAUCUACGUGGACAAAGACUCGGGCAUCGCCAUGGCGAAAGGAGUUGGACAAGCCUUUGUCGACUAUAACAUAUCCAACACAGUGUCCACAUACAUGGAGGUAACAGUUUCUCCAAUACGUAAGCUAACCUUGGACAACAGCCCUGACCACUUGACUAACGUCGAGACUCGAGGAAAAACUCCUUUCAUCACUGUUAUACUGGAUGGCGAAAAUGAAGUUCUAGGUGAAAACUGCAGUGCCAAAAUCCAGGAGAAUCAUUACCACCCUAAAUACAUCCCAUUCUGGUGUGAACUAGAACUCUCCACAAAGACGAACGACAUCGGAAUUGAGGAUCUGUUCACCACCCAACCAGACUUUGACCCUAAGACAGGAAAGUUUGGAUGUCAGAUAAAUCAGGUGUCCAGACCAGUGAUGUUACAACAGAUCAGUACACUAAAUGUGGAUGUGGCCUUGUCAGUGGGCGUGGCAUCCCGCGAAGGUCAACCAGAGGUCAUGGCACAGCAGCAUGUAUUCAGCUUCCUGCCCUCAUUUUACAUCCAUCAAAGUGAGGUCCAUCUGUCUACACUAAACCAACUGUCUUCUAUCCGAGUAUCCACAGUGUCCAGUCUCACCGACUGUAUAGAGGUCUUUGUUAGUGAUCCGUCCAUCCUAGAGAGUCUGUCCCCAGAGAAGGACACCCAGUCUGGGGCUGUGCUCUUGUAUCCAAUCAGACUGAUAGAGUCUGCAGCACUCUGGGAGAGAGAUCAGAUUGAUGUCCACAUUGAGAUGGUCUGUCAGAAGACAGGCCAAAAGGUCAAACUGCCUGUCUUUGUUAGCCUCAUUGGUCAGAAGCCUGAUUACAUCAGUACAUACAGAGGGAGUGGCUGGCAGUCGUUGGUCCGCAAUAUCUUCUAUAAUUAUCAAUCCUGGCUCUUCAUUAUCCUCGUCAUCAUCCUCACCGCACUAGCAGUCAUUAUAGGUUAUCAUGCUGUGUUUGGACCCAAGUACAGAGCUGCCAAUGCAGGUGUAUUCAUGGGACCAGGAGGGGCAGCUUCGCCCAUCACCUACUCACCCCAAGCUCUGAUGGGUCCUCAGUACUCUCCAUAUGCAGCUACACCUAAAACUCCAUACCUCUGGUCACCUGGAUACAGUCCUGUUGAUGGUUCUACUCCUCGGCAACGCAGGUCGCCAUACAAUCGCCAACAAUCACCAUGACGAUGAUGAUUGUCAACAUUAAACAUUAACACAUGGUCAUAUGUGUAUGACAUUCCAACAGAAGUAUGUUUAAAAUUUCAUAUCUAGAUGGUUAUGUUUCCUUAGGAAUAACCUUCAAGGUUGUAAGUACAUGUGUUUUCUAGGUAUGUUAAUUUUCUUUGUUCAAAAUGAUCAAACACUAACUGUACAGCAAUGUAUGGUGUUUAUAUCUCAAACAUGUUUAUUUCACAUCUUGUUUGAUAUUUGAAUUAAUAUAUGUUCUGAAUAAGAAUAGAGAAUUCACUUUUUAGCUAAAUGGAAGGAAACAAGAAAAAAUGAAUUAAAGUUCAAUAUAGCCAUUGUGAUGUUGAAAAGAUGUCAUGUGAAUUGUUUUCAGUAUAAAUUACUGGUACCAUUUUUGACUGUUAACAUGGUGUGUUGAAAUGGGUUUUUUUUUGUAUUUAUUUAAUUGAGGGCACACAAAGAGGUCCCCUGAAGGUGAAUUCGAAAAUGUUGCCUUUGCACAAAUUUUUAAAAAAGAAUGAAUAGCUUACGCUGAUGAUUGAUAAAUUGUUAUCAAAAUGUUACUGAUUCAGGAAAAACACCUGUACUUGAAUGCCAAAGAAAUCAGAUAACCAAUGCAUGAAGUUACUCUUGCGUCAGCUUAACCCAUUUGUAUUUACGAAAGUAAAAUGCAUACGCUCAGGUUAUUGGACAUUUGCUAACCACCGAUUGUAACUUAGCCAUGUGAUAAGGAUUUCUUGAUUCUAGAGAAAUAAACAUACAUUGCAUUGUGCUUUUACUGACUACAACAAAUUUACUCACCAUUCUAGCGAUAGUAAUAGACAAAUGUGUUGUUGUAUAACAGAGAUCAUUAUAGGGGUUGAACCUGGGACCCUGGUUUAGAGUGAGUUCUCCCUAGCUAGUAUUUUAUCAGGUUGACAUAAAAAAAAAGAAGAAGAUAUAUAUUGCAGGUAGGUAAGCCCUUUUUUUCAAACGGUCCAUUCAGAGGAAAGCUUAAAAUUUUUAAAAGUAAGCGGAUAAAGGAGAUACAUGUUAAUUGAUCAGGAAAUGUGCAAAACUGAGAAUUUCCAUCAAUAUUAUAGAAAAAAGGUAGCAUGUUGAUAUUACACAAUCAUAUUUCUGGUAUUCUUGACCCACUCAUUUCAUAUUUUUAAAAGUACGGUUAUGAAAAAUUCCACUAUUUACUUAAUUUCUGCCAUAGCCACUAGACCUGAAAUCUGCAAAAAGCAGAUCUGGCAAAACAGACCAUUCUAGCAAACUGGUGAAAAAACUGGGAACAAAGAAAGAAGAAAAAGAGAAAAACUCAGUUUUGCAAUGUUCCCGAAAAGUAUCAGCCUUUUAGAUUUUCAUCCUUGCUGAUCAAUUCUCAAUUACUGACUUAUUUUUUAUUUCCCACUUCAUGAUAGAAGUAUUAUUUAUAGCAAGUUAUGUGUUUACAUUAAGAUCAUCAUAAAAUAGCCCUUACUUCCUUUUAAAAAAAGGUUAAAAUUUUACUGCAGUAUUCAUUCCUCUUUAUACAUGAAAGUCUAUGGUCAUGUCUUCAGUUGUAAAAUUCAGUAAAUAGUUCACCUUCCAUUUUAGAAAUUUGAGAUAUCUUGAAGCCAAAAUCAUCUCUAACACUUCUGUGUUAUUUGUACACGGUAAAGUGAUUUUGACGUGGUAUUGUUUCUGAUUCUCAGGGUGAGAUCUAAGACUUGAAUCAAUACAGAUUUCAACAAAUUUCGGAAGAGAAUGAUACAUUAGACAUUUAUAUUAACAGGACAAAUAUUCUUGUAUGACGAACAUUAAAUGUAGGGGAGUGAAUGAAGCAGUUUGAGAGAUAGAUUGAGAGAGGGAAUGGAGAUGAGAGGGAACAGAGAUUGAGAGAAAGGGAAGAAAGAUGAGAGGGAAUAGAGAUAGGAUGAGGAAACAGACCUUGAGACUGGUGUAAGAAGCUUCAGAGAAAAUCUACAAUGUAUGCACGAUGUUUGGAAAAGGAAAGAGAUUUUUGAAUUGUUAUUUUUUGAGAAUUUGAUCUCCAUUGUCUUAAAUAUAUACAUGUAUGCAAUUUGUUUACCAUAUUUUUUAAUGUUGUGUGUAUCAUACAAGUAUUUUUCAUGAAAGUGCUGCAACCUAUUUACAUUUCUGAGUUUGUUUCAAAGAAAUUGAUUUACUUUGUAGUCCUUAAACAAUUAUUUUCACAGUAAUCAUCAGACUUAAUGAAUAACUUAAUUCUAAAUUACUAUAAUACUGGUACUCAGUUUAAAUAUAUUUCUUUUCAAAAUUCUGAAGACUGUCAAACAAAAUGAAACAGCAGAUAAAUCUUUCUGUGUAACACAAUAUCACAGGGUUGAGUGUAUUGCACUGAAAAUGUCUAUAUAAUUUCAAAUUUCACAGGAACAUUUACAGUAUCUUUACAAAAUGGGAAGACCUACAUGUUCAGUUAAACGUGAAUGUCUCCACAAAUAGAGUGAAAUGUCAGUGAUAUUAAGUAAAUAAAUGUACUCUAUGGUUGUUCUGUAUGGCUCCAUAUGAAGCGAUUGUCUAUUUGACCUUGAGUGAAAGCUAAAAGAUUUAGUAUGCUAGCUAAUGAGAAAAUGUGACAUUUUUGUAUCAUGAAUAAAUUUACAGUAUUUUGUA